CAUAUAUAUACAAGGUCGAAUCUAAUAACUACAUAUCUACCCAUCAACUCAUUAUAAAAAACAAGUAAUAAUUCAGUUAUAGUCUAAUAUAUGUCAUAUAUAUAUAUAAGUUCGUCUCAAUAAAAUUAGAAAUUAGUGAUGUAAAACCUAAAGAUGUGUGGAAAUAGAUCAUAGAUGAAGCAAAACACAAAUAUAAUGGUUUCCUACAUCCAUUGGAAUUCAUCCCUUUGAUCAGAACAACAUUCACAUCCCCAUGGACGCUCCGCUCUGGUGACACUUAACUAUCAUGGUUGCCAUUAUGGCCUCCGGCAACAAAGGGGGUGCUGCCAUUUCCGAAUCAUCAGAAACUGCAGCACUUCUAGCUAAAGAAGAAACCCCUCUUCUUGAAAACUCAAAAUCUUGUCUGCCCAAGACCUUUGCCAAUUUCUUCAUUGCUAUUGUUGGUGCUGGAGUUCUUGGCCUCCCUUAUACAUUUAUGAGGACUGGUUGGAUCACUGGCCUUCUCACGCUUUUCUCCAUUGCUGCUUUAACUUAUCAUGGCAUGAUGCUUCUCAUUCAUACAAGGAGGAGACUUGAUCUUUCCCUGAUUGGUGAUUCCAAGAUCUCCUCCUUCGGGGAUCUUGGUUUCGCUGUUUGUGGUCCAACAGGCAGGUUUGUUGUUGAUAUUAUGAUUGUCCUCUCUCAAUCUGGAUUCUGCGUAGGAUAUCUCAUUUUUAUUGGCAAUACUUUAUCUCGCUUGUCAAAAGGUGGUCUUGGGAUUCCUCCAUUUUCCUCUGCCAAGAGUUUGUACAUUUGGGGUUGUUUUCCCUUUCAAUUGGGAUUGACUGCUGUUCCCUCAUUGACACUUUUAGCUCCCUUGAGUAUAUUCGCUGACAUCGCACAGGUCGGCGCUAUGGGUGUCGUUAUGGUUGAGGAUGUGCAGACUUUCACAAACAAAUGGCCAUCGGAUAUAGAGGCUUUCGGGACACUUUCUACCUUCUAUUAUGGUUUGGGUGUGGCUCUUUAUUCAUUUGAAGGGUUGGGAAUGGCCAUACCUUUAGAGACAGAGAUGAAAGACAAGUCAAAAUAUGGGAAAAUAUUGGCAUUGUCAAUGUUCUUAAUUGCAUUGAUGUACGGAACAUUUGGCGUCAUGGGUUAUUUUGCAUUUGGUUCAAGUACAAAGGAUAUAGUCACGUCCAAUAUGCAGAAAGGACUAUUGAGCACAACUGUAAAAUUGGGGCUUUGCAUUAAUUUGUUCUUCACCUUUCCCUUGAUGUUGAAUCCAGCUUUUGAGGUGUUUGAGAGGAGGUUCUCUAAUGGAAACUAUUGUGUGUGGAUGAGAUGGAUACUUGUUUUGGGAGUGACUAUGGUGGCUUUGUUGGUUCCAAAUUUUGCUGAUUUCAUGUCAUUGGUUGGUAGUAGUAUUUGUUGUGCUCUCGGGUUCAUUUUGCCGGCAUUAUUCCAUUAUCAAGUAUUCAAAGGGGAUAUGGAUCGAAAAGGAGCACUUAUGGAUUUGGGAUUAAUAGCCUUAGGAGUGUUUUUUGGUGUUUCUGGUACUUGGUAUUCCCUACUCGAGAUGCUCUCUCAAGCCAAGAAUGUUUAAUAUGUUCAUUCAUCAUUUAUUACUAUAAUUUUAUGAUUCUUGAAAAAACAAAAAAAAACAAUAUAAAGCCUUAAAUAUAUCCACGUAAUAAAAAUAUUAUUAAUAAUUUAGAGUUAACAUUAAUUUUAUUACUCCUAUAUAUAAAAGUAAGGACUAAUUUUAACUAAUAAGAUGUUAGUCAUUUGCUUGCAAUGGUUUUCUUUUAACAAAAAAAUAAAAUUGAGGGAAGGGGAAGGGAUUACAAUGUGGAAAAUCUUAGUAGUUUAGUUGGUUAGUUACCUGAAUUUCCAGUAUGAUGAUAUGAUAAAAAGUUUUAAAAUAUUUUUAACAAAAUGUAGACAAUUUUUUUUUCUUUUUAAUUUAAUUUAAAUAUUUUAUCUUUUAUAAUUUUUAAUAUUAUUUUAAGUGAAAUUAAAAUCAUAAAAUUCAUAUCAAAUUUUUGAGGCCUCAAAAUUUUAACACUCUAAAGCUAACGCUUUACUAGGCUUGCCUUGAGCCACCUGUGGCAAUAUGCCAAUAUAUGUUGUCUUGGCACCCAACUAACAUAAUUUAUUUCUGUAUUCCUUCCAAGUAAAAGACCAUAUAAUGGUAUUGUUUCUAGUUCCAACUUCCAAAAGACAAUGCAAUAGACUUUUUUACCCUCAGUUAAACUAAAUAUGGCUAUUCCAAGCUAAGAUUGUUGGUGGUAGUAUUUAUAUAUAUAUUUUUUUUUGGUUUCCCAAGUAUCCCCACAGCCGGCAGUCGUGAGAGUAAUUCUCCGUUCCUUCGGUCAGCGCACUAAACGGUAGACAACUAACCGCAAAGUUUGCUCCAUACCUCUUGCUUAAGGGGUGAGAUGCUGAACCACCACACCAACCCUUGUGGUUGGUGGUAGUAUUUAUAUUGCCUACAUGUACUAUAGCAUUCAUUUCAUUUCUAAUUAUCUAUCCUCUUGUUCUAAAGUAGUUUUCAAAUUUGAAUAUAUUUCAAAACUAAAUGAGAUAAGUAUUCAAUAUCUUUGAAUUAAAGAUAAAGUUGUUACGAUACUCUUUAA
Messenger RNA from Capsicum annuum, 2615 nucleotides. Its product is annotated as amino acid transporter AVT3B-like. The transcript has a single exon. The record is from RefSeq and is a predicted model, not a curated record. Gene Ontology annotation, molecular function: amino acid transmembrane transporter activity. The coding region runs from base 287 to 1582 and encodes 431 amino acids. Gene Ontology annotation, biological process: amino acid transmembrane transport. Lineage: Eukaryota; Viridiplantae; Streptophyta; Magnoliopsida; Solanales; Solanaceae. Gene Ontology annotation, cellular component: vacuolar membrane.